GAGGGCCUCGCCGAACUAAUAGCUAAUCACAACGUAGUAGUUCUAUUGAUCGAGGAAGUAGCCUAAUUAACUAUGUCGACGACGGCAACGGCAAGUCUGCCGUAUGGUAAAUAUUAUUGCCCGAUCAAGGAAGGACGCCCGCCGCAAGAGGAUCCGCCAUGGGUAGAUAUCUCCUUUUGGAGUUGUCUUCUUUUCUUCUUCGUAACACUCAGUUUGCACAUCUGCUGGAUCGCCCGGACCAGAGCAAGGAAACCACGAGGAGACGUCGAGCAGGGUCGGCUGACUCCUCCCGAGCAAGACGAUAAUGAUAGCGACGACGACGGAGAUAGGUGGGACAAUAUUGGGUUAUGGUAUGGAGUCGAGGUUUUCAGGAAAAGUGGCAGCGGCAGCCUAACCCAAGGAAAGAGAGACGAAAGAAGACCAUCGAAUUGGGCGACAGAGGAAUGUGUGAUUUGCUUGGAGGAGUUCCACGAUGGGGACGUGCAAGGCGUUCUCACGGUGUGCAGCCAUGUUUAUCAUAAAACUUGUUUAGAUCGUUGGCUCGCUAAAGACGACGGCGAGCCUACUUGCCCACUUUGCCGCGCGCCUCCGUCGAUGAUUGUCCAUACGAAGCGUGAAACUGGAACCGGCUCGAGUGUGAUUUUCUGUUAGAAACAUGAGCUUUUGGUAUUAAUCAUCGUUUGAGUGAUUAUUUAUGUUUUGUGGGGUUUUUGGAGUUAUUACGAUAUUUUGGUAUUUUGUAGACGUCUUGGGGUGUUAUUUGGUACUAGAAGUAAUACCCGCGGCUACGCCGUAGGGACUUAAGUUGCAGUGUCGUGAUUAAUGGAUGGACAGUUUAGGUUAUGAUAGAAUGGGGCAGUUGUAUUUUUCUCUGAGGUAAGGGGAUGGAGAGCUAUGCAUGUUCAGUUCCAUCUCCCUAUCAAUAUGAGGUGAAGACUGUGAAAGGUUAACUGCAAACACACGAUCGUUGAUAAAAACAAUUUGGCAAU
Linum trigynum is the source of this 989-nucleotide messenger RNA. The record is from the annotation of a GenBank genome assembly. Lineage: Eukaryota; Viridiplantae; Streptophyta; Magnoliopsida; Malpighiales; Linaceae.